This is a messenger RNA of Nezara viridula (southern green stink bug), 146 nucleotides long. Lineage: Eukaryota; Metazoa; Arthropoda; Insecta; Hemiptera; Pentatomidae. The record is from the annotation of a GenBank genome assembly.
UGGCCGUUACACCAAUGGUCUUCAUCGAAAGAUUUUGUUUAAGGUUGAGCAAAUUUUUACAACUGAAGAAAAAUUUAAUCGCCACAAUCUCUAAAGAAGCCCAGGAAGUCAUUGAAAGAGUGGAAAGUGGUCAUCACUGUAAAUAA